UUCGAAUGUAGUUUUUUACAAGACACAUGUUAAGUUAGCUCUUUUUGCGUCCACAGUUCAUUUGCUCCUUUUAGCGUUACGUGUCGCUUUUCCGUUACGUAGCUGACUUUGCCAUUACGUAGGUACGUAAGUACCGUUGUGCAUUGCAUUUCGCUACAAAAUGCCCAAAUAUUGUGCGAAAAGUUGCAGUUGAUAAAUUCAAAUGUUAUGCUCUGCAUUUGCAUUUGUUGUUGUUGUCGUUGUUGUUGUUUUUGCCGUACACGUUGCAAGGGCUUGGACAGGGCAAAAUGGAACAGGAGAUUGGCACCUGGGACUCAGUUCUGCUGGAAAACCUGUCCGAGGAUAGCUUCAUAAGCAACAUACAUCAGCGUUAUAAGCGCGAUCAUAUAUAUACCUACAUUGGAACUUCUGUUGUGGCUUUGAAUCCAUAUCAUCACAUAUCUGAGCAUUCGUUGGAAAAUAUACGCAACUAUGGCAAUAAAGGCAUUUUUCAGCUGCCACCACACAUCUAUGGGCUUACCAAUUUGGCUUAUCAGUCUCUUAAGGAUCAGAGCGAGGAUCAGUGCGUGCUGCUCACUGGCGAAGGAGGCGCUGGCAAAACGGAGACCUUUAAAAUGAUUGUCAAUUUUCUUACACACAUACAGGAUCGUGCGCUUUGCACUGGCAACCCAAAUGAACUACGCAAACAGUCCUCGGGCAGCUCAACGAGUGGCAUGGGCAUGCAUGCCCAUCGACGUGCCUCGAGCAGCUGCUCUGGCACAGCCAAUUUUAUCAUAUGCAAAAACAACGCAGCUUCCGCAUCCAGUCAAGGCAGCACAUCCAAUUCACGUCGCCAGUCGCCGUCACCGGUUCCGGGUCCGGGGCCAGGUCCGACACAGCGCUCGCGAAUGCGUUCCGAGAGCAUCGAGCGCCAAGCCAGGCGCAAUAUGCGUGAAAAAAUUGUUGACUUUGAUUUUUCGCAUCACAAAAGCACUGAGAAUAUCAGCACGCUGCUGGAAUCAGCCGCUUCGCAUGGACAUUUGCAUCCAACGAAAUCAUGCUUCAAGCAUCAACAGACACAAGUAAACACCUGCACUGCCACUUAUGGGCCACUGGCCGGGACGCCCUCAAGAACGGGCUCUUCCAGCACGUCGCCCAAGUACUUGCACGGCGGCUGCCGUCAGUGCGGCCACAGCAAAUGCACACGCGCCCAAAGCCUGGAGAAGGAGGAGCGCGACGCCGCUCUGAUAUUGCUGCGGGGCAGCAAUAGCCGCCUGUCCACUGCCAAUCAACUCCAGCAACCUCAACGCGGUAGCUGUUCAAAUCUAGUGCGACAGCAGUCAACCGAAAGCCAAUCGGAGCGACAGUUGUCCAUGGGCUCCACGCAACGUAUAUCGCUGUACGAUGCACACAAGCUGAGCAAAGUGCUCGGUAGCACCAAUGUUUCGCCCACUCCCUCGGCUAGCUCCUCGUUGCAUCGACGUCACAAGUCGCCCAGCCAGCGGCUGCGAGAGUGCGUCACCUGCGCAGAUGUCUUCCUGGAGGCCAUGGGCAAUGCCUGCACACUAAAGAACAACAACUCCAGCAGAUAUGGCAAACUGUUUGACAUUGAAAUUGACUUCAAGGGAGAUCCCAUGGGUGUUCACAUAACCCACUAUAUGUUGGAAAAGACUCGCAUCACGGAUACUGUAAUUGGCGAGCGCAAUUUUCACAUAUUUUAUCAAUUGCUUUUGGGUGCGGAUCUCCAGUUACUAAAAUCUCUGAAGCUCUUUCGCAAUGUGGAAAAGUAUGAACUGCUGCGUAAUACAACUGCCAUGGAAGAGGAUCGUGCCAAUUUUCAUUACACAAAGCGCUCUCUGGACGUGCUUGGUUUGAGCUGUGAUGAGACUAACUCUAUUUUUCGGGUUAUUGCCGUGGUCCUGAAGCUGGGCAACUUCAUGUUUGUGCCUGUGACCAACAUUGAUGGCACCGAAGGCUGUCAGGUUUCCAAUGUCUAUGAAGUGCAAGAAACAGCGCAACUGCUCAAUUUAGAAGCUCAAAUUUUAAUCAAUUGCCUGACGAGAGCGAACAGCACGAGCAGCACACAGGAGGAUGUUGGCUGUGAAAUGGAUGCCAGGCAGGCGGCCAGCAAUCGGAACACGCUCUGCCGUACGCUCUACAGUCGCCUAUUUACCUGGCUGGUCAAUAAGAUCAAUGAGACAAUGAAGUCCACGCAGCGUGAAAAGAAUCUUGCCCUGCUCGACUUUUAUGGCUUUGAGGUGCUGGAUCACAAUUCCUUCGAGCAGUUUGCUAUUAACUACAGUGCCGAAAAAAUCCAUCAGAACUUUGUGUUUAAUGUAUUGCGCUCGGAGCAGGAGCUGUAUUUGCGGGAGGGCUUGGAUUGGUCGCGCAUCGAUUACUUUGACAACGAGUCCAUAUGCGAACUGAUCGAUAAGCCCAGCUAUGGCAUUUUAAGUCUAAUCAACGAACCCCAUCUGAACAACAACGAAUCACUGCUGCUGCGCAUACAGCAAUGCUGCGCAGGGCAUCCCAAUUUCAUGACUAGCGGCAGCAAUUCCAUGUGCUUUCAGAUUCGCCACUUUGCCAACGUUGUUAACUAUUCAAUACAUCGGUUUUUGGAAAAGAACUCGGACAUGCUGCCGAAAUAUAUAAGCUCCGCCUUUUAUCAGAGCCAACUAACGCUGGUGCAGAGCCUAUUCCCGGAGGGAAAUCCGCGCCGGCAGGCCAGCAAAAAGCCAACAACGCUCAGCACCAACAUACGCACGCAGCUCCAAACAUUGUUGGCCAUUGUGAAGCAUCGUCGCGCCCAUUAUGUGUUCUGCAUUAAGCCCAACGAAUGCAAGCAGUCGCAUCAGUUUGAUUUGGCCUUGGUGCAGCAUCAGGUGCGCUACAUGUCGCUUAUGCCGCUGGUGCAUCUCUGUCGCACUGGACACUGCUACCAUUUGCCGCAUGUCAAGUUCUUUCAACGCUACAAGCUGCUCAACAGUUUGACCUGGCCGCAUUUUCACGGCGGCAGCCAGGUGGAGGGCAUUGCUCUGAUCAUACGUAAUCUGCCGCUGCCGUCGGCUGAGUUUACGCUCGGCACCAAGAAUGUGUUCGUGCGGAGUCCACGGACCGUCUACGAGCUGGAACAGUUUCGCCGCCUGCGCAUCUCCGAGCUGGCCGUGCUCAUACAGAAGAUGUUUCGUAUGUAUCAUGCCAGAAAGCGUUAUAGGCGCAUGCGCCACAGCCAAAUGGUCAUCUCGAGUGCGUGGCGCACGUGGCGUGAGUGCCGUUUCGGCAUUCCCUUCACGGGCCGUAGGCACUUGUGGAGUUUAUAUCGUGUCGCACGCGAGGAAUAUCGUUCGUUGAAGUACAAGCGCCAAGUCAAAUGGGCCGUCGAUGUCAUUGCGCGUAACUAUCACCAGUGGAAGAUACGACAGUAUCUGCUCACGAUUCCCUUGCGACUGCCGCCGAACACACUGAGUCCGCUUUCCUUGGAAUGGCCAGCGGCGCCUGGCUUUCUGGCGGAUGCAUCGCGUCUGCUGCGCGCCAUCUAUCAUCGCUGGAAGUGCUACAUAUAUCGCAACUCGUUCGAUCAAACGGCUCGCAAUCGCAUGCGAGAAAAGGUCACUGCCAGCAUUAUAUUCAAGGAUCGCAAGGCAUCCUAUGCGCGCAGCGUGGCUCAUCCCUUUGUGGGCGACUAUGUGCGUCUGCGCCACAAUCAGCAGUGGAAGAAGAUUUGUGCCGAGACCAAUGAUCAGUAUGUGGUAUUUGCAGACAUCAUUAACAAGAUAGCGCGCUCCAGUGGCAAGUUUGUGCCAAUUUUGCUGGUGCUGUCCACAUCAUCGCUGCUUCUGCUGGACCAGCGCACGCUUCAAAUCAAGUAUCGAGUGCCUGCCUCGGAGAUUUAUCGCAUGUCCCUGAGCCCUUAUCUGGAUGACAUUGCCGUGUUUCACGUGAAAGCGUCUGAAUUUGGUCGAAAGAAGGGGGAUUUUGUGUUUCAAACGGGCCAUGUCAUCGAAAUUGUUACCAAAAUGUUUCUGGUCAUACAAAAUGCCACGGGCAAGCCGCCAGAGAUACAUAUAAGCACUGAAUUUGAGGCAAACUUUGGACAGCAGACGGUCAUCUUCUCAUUCAAAUACGGCGGCUUAUCGGAUUUGGCACAAGGGCCGCCAAAAGUCACGCGCAAGGCAAAUCGCAUGGAGAUAAUUGUCUGAUCAUUGAAUUUGCUGCAUAAUUGCGCCUUGGUUUGGUUAGUGUGCGGUCAGUUAUGGGAUCUCAAGUUUUUAUAUCAAUUAUAUUCAUUUCCAAGCAAUCCGCAUGCACUUAUUAGGUCUGUUGACUUGGUCCCGGGGACCAAAACAUCAUUUUAACAAUAUUUACACACACCUACACACACACACACACACACACACACUGACUCAAAUAUAAUAUUAUUUUGCUCACAACUGACAAUCAGUCUCAAAAAAUUCGUUGUCAAAAUUGUGCCAAAAUGAAAGAGAGAGGGGGAGGGCAGGGGGGUAAAUAACUAAUUUAAAUCAGCACCAUUUCUUUGAUAUACUUAAGUAAUAACUAACGAAAUGAACAACUGAAUUUAUUUAACUAAUUUUUCAAACUAGGUUUAAUUGUAAGUCAAGCACCAAGUCGAUUAAAAUUGCAACAAAGAACUACGUUAGGAACGUGGCACAGUGAAGCGUUAGACAUAUUUUACACAAAAUACGAUCUUUCCGUUAUAGAAACCAAAAGCAUUUCUCUUACAUUUAAGGUUUCAUACACAAUAAUUAGUGAACUAAUGCUAUAGAACUCAUACAACCAUAUAUAUAUAUAUAUAUAUAGCUCUAUAUUUACUGAACACAAUAUGAAUCUGCGCCUCAAAACCCAGUGAGAGAUAGAAAGAAAAAACUCGUGUGAAACAUUUUUUUCCAAAAUGUUAAUUAGGAAAACCUAUUUACAAGCCACAAAACAUGUAGUUAAAUAUUUAAAAAAUAUAUAUACAUAUAAAAUGGAUAAUUCAAUUAUACAUAAAUGACAAAUGGCAACCGGAACCGAAACAAUAUGAAACCAAACAAAAACAAAAACAAAUUUUACGAAUGUUUGUUACAACAGUUGGUCGUACUUACAUAUACUAUGCUGUAGUUGUUUAUAUAACUAAGUAUCUUGUUAUUGAUAGCUCAGACAGAGAUCAAAUGUAACUAACACGUCGAUAUAUAGUUGAAUUUCAUGAACUGCAAUGGAUCAGAGUGUGUAUAUUAGCAACACGAUGCCGAAUAUCUGUGUGUAUGUAUGGAAAUAGUUUUUAUUUAGAUUUAAAUUACAUCAUACAAUACUCUAAAAAGCCAAAUACAGACAAGUAUCUAUAUAUAUAUAUAAACACAAUCCAACCAGUUGGUAGUUUAUAAAACGAAAUAAAACGAUAAGAACAAAGUUUAGUAAUAAUAAAGCGUACGCAUGGAAAAGUU
Molecule: messenger RNA, 5420 nt
Organism: Drosophila montana
Lineage: Eukaryota; Metazoa; Arthropoda; Insecta; Diptera; Drosophilidae
Gene: Myo95E
Product: unconventional myosin-Ia
Exons: 18
Coding region: 288-4178 (1296 amino acids)
Biological process (GO): vesicle transport along actin filament; actin filament organization
Cellular component (GO): cytoplasm; plasma membrane; actin cytoskeleton
Molecular function (GO): actin filament binding; microfilament motor activity; ATP binding
Source: RefSeq, a predicted model, not a curated record